AUGCACCUGGAUAGAAGAGGCAAGUCAUCUCUGUGCAAAGCAAUUUACGAAACGUUGGAAACAUAUGAAAAACAGAGUAUCUAUGAGUCAGUACCAGCCAUUGUAAUGAACUACCAAUACAUUACUCAAAGCAACCAUGCAGGAAGUGAAUCUGUCUUGGAGACAACAACUAAAGCAGCUGCAGAAUCACAAAAUGCUACAGUAUCACUAUCAAAUUCAAUAACAACUGCAGCUCCAGAAAAACCAGCAACGUCUGAAUCAGCUCAAGCAACAAGACCAAUAACAGCAGCAGCACAAGCAACAGAAGCAGAAAUGGUGUCAACAACAACUGUAGCAGUUCCACUGAAGUCACUGGUAGAAAAGAGGAAGGAAACCACAGUGAGUAUUGUAUCACCACCUCCAUCCUACGCCAAAGUGUCAUCAAGUGCCUCCACUCAGCCUGCCCACAUAAACUAUGUAACAUGUGAAACAAACAAGAACCUUGAGAAACAGACAACAAAAAUGUCACCUCCAUUAGCAGAUAAGAAGACAGAAACCUCAGUAAGUAUUGUAUCAUCUCCAUCCCAUAGUGAAGUGUUAUCUAGUGCAUCAAAUCAGCCAUCCCAUACUAAUGUGUUAUCAAGUAGGCCUAUAUCAAAUCCCUCAUGCCAGAUAAAUUAUGCAGGAAGUAAAAUAAAAAAGUCUGCCACUCGAGCCUCAAACCGAACCAAAAAAGUACCACAGAGAAGUAAUGAUUUUUUAUGGCCUGCCACAAGGGAGUCCAGCCGCUACCGAAACAUAACACCAGCACCACACCAAAUAUGA
Molecule: messenger RNA, 804 nt
Organism: Schistocerca piceifrons (Central American locust)
Lineage: Eukaryota; Metazoa; Arthropoda; Insecta; Orthoptera; Acrididae
Exons: 1
Coding region: 1-804 (267 amino acids)
Source: RefSeq, a predicted model, not a curated record